AUGCGAGAGCAUUUAGCCCAACAGCUCUACUCCAGGAUAGCAUCCGGAAGGUCGGAAGAGGGCCCCGUGCCAAGUGCAAUUCUUGAGGAUUGGCUCCUCGGAAUAAACGGCUAUCCGUUGUCAGCGCCCUUUGCACUUUUUCUGGAUCGUUUUUCAAAGCCUGGGCUGGAUGAUGACCCGGAUCUGUUCGAAGAUGGCCGGACGCUGCGCUUCUCCCACACCCGUGCGGUUGAGCUACCUACUAUGCCUGCCGUGCUUCUCGAGUCCAGCUUGCUGCGUCGAAGCCACAUGCAGAUUAUCCGCGACCUCUUCCUCCAUUGUGAAGAAGCGCGUGACUUCGGGCUGACCUACGCCGAGGCUGAGAAGGCGGUGGGCACCAGCAUUGACCCGGAGUUCUGGAUUGGAAAGCUGCGCCAGGCCCUGGAUGACUUGGAGACCCUUCGCAUGAAGGGUACCAAAAUUACAUGGACCCUUUUCCUCAAGAAGCUAUGCCCCAGAGCUUCUCCUCGCCACCUAAACAUGUUUGAGAGCUGGGUUUCUGAGCUGCAUGAGCUACAGGUGCUCAGGGGUGAGGUUAGUCACAGCCGCGGGAUGCUAGAAUUUUAUCGCGAAUGGAUGGCGCGGCCGCCUCUUCCAGAAUUUCUGCGACAGGUGAUUCUCAUGGAGUAUGUGGAUUCUCAACAACGUGCAGAGACCAGGGGCCGAAAGACCAAAGAAGAGCUCGUGGCCGCUAGGUGCCCGCAGCAAUAUCGUUUCAAGCCUGGUAACGUAGCCAUGGAUCAGGUGGUGUGUGACCUCCUCAAAACGCACGUUGCAAGGGAGGAGGAGAGGCUCACAAAGAUGGAAGGCCUGUUCUCAGCCACGAAGCCUGCAAAGAUCCAGAGAGCUACCAGCAAGGUGCUCAGACGCCCCGUGCCUCAAGCAACUUGGCGUCUUUGGAACGAGGCAGUCGAUGCAAUGAUCAUGGAGGGCAUGGGCAUCCUCAAUCCGUCCACUCUGCGUGCAGUGGUGCCUUGGGAGGUGGCGGACCACAUUUGUGCAGUCAUGAGGACUGAGGGCGGAGGCUCGAUAUCCAAGCAGACAUUUCUGCAGAAGAUGGCUGACCUCGGCAACUUUCGCGCUCCGGAGGAAGAAGGAGCUGAUGAUGCAUCAAGCAGCUCUGAAGAUGAAGCACCCUGA
This is a messenger RNA of Symbiodinium pilosum, 1179 nucleotides long. Lineage: Eukaryota; Dinophyceae; Suessiales; Symbiodiniaceae. The record is from the annotation of a GenBank genome assembly.